AUGGCCAAAAUGCUAACAAGCUUUUUAGUAGAGAAGGUCAUUUCUUUUGCUGGAUGUGCAGCCCAGAUGUAUUCCUUUAUAGCUCUGGAAACUACUGAAUGUUUCCUUCUGGCAGCAGUGUUCUACAACCGCUUCGUGGCCAUCUGUAAUCCGUUAAUAUAUCUAAUUAUUAUGUCCUCAAAAGCGUAUGUCCUCUUGGUCAUUGGUUCCUACAUAGGUGGCUUUCUUCACCCAGCCCUACAUACAGAUUGCACUUUUUCAUUAUCGUUUUCUGGCUAUAAUGAAAUCAACCAUUUCUACUGCGACAUCACCCCUCUGUUUUACCUCUCUUGUUUGAAUACCUCCCUUACCAAACUGCUGCUUUUAAACUUUGUCUUUUUCAUUGAAAUCAUCAUGGUGAUGGCCAUCCUGACCAUCAACUCUACCAGAGGCAAGUGCCAGGCUUCCUCCACAUGUGCAGGCCAUUUGGCUGCUGUGAGCAUAUACCAUGGGACAAUACUCUUCAUGUACCUAAGGCCCAGCUCCAGUUACUCUUUGGAAAUAGAUAAAGUGAUCACUGUCUUCUAUACAGUAAUGAUCCCAAUGAUGAACCCUCUGAUCUACAGCCUGAGGAACCAGGAUGUGCACCCUGUUUUGAGAAAAAUUUCAUCGAGGAAUUUAUAUUUACAGUUAAAUUUUGUCAAUUAG
Molecule: messenger RNA, 687 nt
Organism: Tachyglossus aculeatus (Australian echidna)
Lineage: Eukaryota; Metazoa; Chordata; Mammalia; Monotremata; Tachyglossidae
Product: olfactory receptor 1102-like
Exons: 1
Coding region: 1-687 (228 amino acids)
Biological process (GO): G protein-coupled receptor signaling pathway; sensory perception of smell
Cellular component (GO): membrane
Molecular function (GO): olfactory receptor activity; odorant binding
Source: RefSeq, a predicted model, not a curated record